Messenger RNA from Chrysemys picta bellii (western painted turtle), 7991 nucleotides. It is a transcript of the gene RECQL5, whose product is annotated as RecQ like helicase 5. Gene Ontology annotation, cellular component: nucleus; chromosome; cytoplasm. Gene Ontology annotation, biological process: double-strand break repair via homologous recombination. Gene Ontology annotation, molecular function: 3'-5' DNA helicase activity; four-way junction helicase activity; nucleic acid binding. Lineage: Eukaryota; Metazoa; Chordata; Testudines; Emydidae. The record is from RefSeq and is a predicted model, not a curated record.
GAUGCAGUCCCCCAGACGGCUUGAAGCCCCCACUUUAACUGGCAGUUUACUUUCCAAGGAUAGAAUGUUGUUGGGGGUUACAGAAGGCAACUGGAAAUCGAGUUCCUGGAUUCUAUAGUAAGCACUGCCACCAAUGGACUGUUUCACCUUGGGCAAAUCAACCUCUCCAUGUCACAGUUUCUCCAACUGGGUGUCUCUCUUUGCGGCUGACCUCCCUCAGUAGUAUGUUCACUGGGAACAGGAACAUGAGAGCAGGAGCCAGUACUCUUCUGGCAACAGCGGCAAGACUUGGAAGCUCAUUACAGGAGAAAAUGUCCACACAUUUCCUGCCUUUGCAACACAGAGUAAACCUUAUUAUUAUGACUUGGCAUUCACACAGCUGUAACUAAAGGCCGCAAAGAAGAAAUGAGAAAAGGUGGGGAACGGAGGGGGAGAAAGGAGGAAAAGAGAAACUUAAACAAAAAUCAAAGCAAACACCACCCUGAACCGCUUCGUGACAGGCAGCUUGGAGCAUUCCCUCUAGCCUGCCAUGGCAGCCCGAAAGUUACGGUUCCAACCAUCUUCUUUUCUGACCGUUCAUUUCUGAGAAAUUCCUCUUUAAAGCAACAAAACCCUACAUUGUAGCCAAUGGGAUUAAAUCUUCAGAUCUCCUAUUCACACUGCAGGGAAGUGAACUGAGUAAAUCAAAUCUUUAGAUCCCCAUAUUGUUUUAGAAGGGAGGCAGAGCCUGCCAUGAGCUCAAGGCAUUAGUCUUGCUUGGAAAGAGAACAAGCACAGUAAUAGUGCAGAAAGAUGUCCAUUUGGUUUGCAGUGCAUGUAGCUCACCCGCACGGGUUAGGUUAGUUUAAACCAGCAAGGCACUGCCUGUGUUCCGGGCUCUUGCAGGUUGUUACUGAUUAAGGUUAAGGUGAUGCCUAGAAAGUACUAUCUUAUUUCUUUUUAAUGCAGAUUCAUCCUGCAGGGCCAGUUGGGUAAAGUUGUGCAAAUUGCCAUAAAUGCCCUGGAGGCCAAAUCUUUCCAACUAGCUUUAAUAGACUAAAGCCGUAUGGUACCUAAAUAAGUGGCCUGACUUUCAGCUGAUGAGCAUCUGCAGUUCUUGUUGAUUUGAUUGGUAAUUCUGCCUGCUCAGCAUUUCUGAGAAUAAGAACAUUUAUUUAGGCACCUCAGGUUGAACAUUUUGGCUAGAGCAGUGCUUCUCAAAAUUGGGCCACCGCUUCUUCAGGGAAAGCCCCUGGCGGUCCGGGCCAGUUUGUUUACCUGCCAUGUCCGCAGGUUCAGCUGAUCGCGCCUCCCACUGGCCGCGGUUCACCGCUCCAGGCCAAUGGGGGCUGCGGGAAGCGGCGUGGGCCGAGGGAUGUGCUGGCCACCCUGGGCUAGAGCCUUUUGGGACUGAGAACCAGCUGAGUGUGUCACAUCUUUGAUGUCCAUUGUAAGCUGGCUGGACCUUAACCAAGAGCGAAGGCUGCAUAAUAUGGUCGACGAUCCAUAGGGCCCAGAUUCUGGUAUCUGGCUUAAGCUGGUCCAGUCUCCAUGAAUAAUAAAUCAUUUGUGGAAUGUAUACAGUUUAAACACCCUUCCCUUUAACAAGUUACACCCUUCUGUGCUUUCAUCCUCUGCGUGGAGAAGUAGGUGUGUUGGAGGGUAGGAGGGCAGGUGAGGCUAAACUUAUUGUUGAGGACUAAGCUAUGGGUUAGUCAUAAUGCUGGUGCCAUUUCAGUAAUGUAUGUUUGCACAGAGGGGAAAAGAGCGAGAGAGAUGAUGAUCUUGUGGUUAGGGCACAGGACUAGAAGUCAGGAAAUGUGAUUGACUUCAAUGAUUGACUUCAAUGUCCUCUUGCAAGCAAGCCCUUCUAGGCUUUUGCUGUUGCUGCUUUCCAAAGUCUGAGAUGAAGCUUUGGGGAGUCUGUUGUUGAAGGCUGUUGUUAGCACAUGUAGUUCUAAUGCAGCACUUCCUAGUCAUGUUGAUCUUUGAUUCUGCCUGAAGACCGGCAUCCUCUUCACCUCCCAUCCCAUAGUGGCAGCCAUUUGAGACCUCACAACUCAACAAGAGGGGCACUUUCAGAAAGUGGGGACCACCUGAUGAUCCCAAGCAAGGAGUUUGUCUGUUGUCACACACUCAUCUCUGACUCCAUUGUAAUGUUUUCUUUAAGAUGUUUUCUCAGAUUUCUUGUCUGCAGCUAUUAACACAAACGUGUGCUAUGAUCUAUUCCCAUCAAGUCACACAAGAUAAGCAGGGUGAGUUUGGCCCAAUACUGGAAUGGGAAACACCCCUGGAAUGCUUAGGAGCUGUAGGAAGGUAGUGUUGGUUGCUUGGCAGGGAAUCUUCCAAGUCCACCCCAGCAUGGUGAAAAAGGGGUGCUGUACUGCUGAAGGUGCUGCCCUCCCAGUGAGGCUUAAAACAAAGGUUCUGACUAGUUGUGAUCACUUUCUCAAGAGUAGGUAUUCAGCUGUGGUGUCGUGGGUUAAUUCUAAGUGUGGUAGCUCCUUUGUACUGUACUGAAUUAUUGUUCUGGUUUCAAAUGGAUAAGAUCUUUUCCACUUCUGUCCCUAAACUAUUGUCAUGUUGCCGUGCAUUGUUAAAUAGUAAGUGCAUUUUGGCAGUAGAUGAAAUAAUCCCUGUAUAUGGUUUAUAUAUUAGUUUAAAUUUGCAAAAUGCUUUGAGAUUAAAGGGAUUAUAGAAAUAGGGAAAAUCCACCAGCGAUAUUACAUUGUUACUGCAGUUUUUGCUGACAUGGAUGUAGUUGACCAACCACAUGAUCUUCACGACAGCCCACAAGCAAGUCUUGUGUCCAUAACAGGAGAGGUCAGAACCAGUGAGGCCAAUAGUUCAUUCACUGGCAGGAGAAAAUAGUUCCCAGCUCUAGAGAAUUCAGCCUUUGCCAACAUGCACACAAGCUGGUAAAUUGUGGUUCAAUUUCAUGGGAGAAAAGCUUUGACCUUGUCAGCCAAGGUUGAAAAAUCUGAAGCCCUAUCCUUCAGAUUAUAAAAUAGAAUUGAUUGGGUACCCAAAUAGUCAAGAUAGCCUGCAGUCUAGUUUGUCCACUUAUUGGAGCUAGGUUUCCCAGCAGCAGUAAAGAUGCCCCAGUCCUGCCCUAAUCACCUCAUAUUUAACUAAUGUGUGACAAGUUCAUGGGAAGGCAUUGAACCCCCUGAAAUAUCAAUCAAGAGUCUGAAAUUGAUAAUCGAGACCACUGAGUUGGGAACUUCUAUAAAACUCUUAAGAAUCCUCUACCCUUCUCUAGCACAUCUCAUUUGAGAAUUGUAAAUGAAUGAAGCGCCUUGAUAGGUCAUUAUUAUUACUCCUGUUUUACAGAUGGGAGAAACUGAGGCACAGGGAUUGUGACUUGCCUACUGAAAGGACAAGCUGUAUUAAAAAUAAAUCUGCAACUAACAAGUGGGGUCUCUGACGUUCUGUAGUUACUGUUGCUUGGGUCUCAGCUCUGUAGUAGACUGAGUAAUUAGAACAGCUGUUUUCAAGGACAGCUGACAGAAUGAGAUGUACCAUGUUUGAGUGUCUGUGUCCAGGUCUAUGAAAGCCCAGUAAAUAGCCACUUCAGGAAAUACAGGUUUUCUGCCAAUAGCCUUGUAUUUCUCAGUGCCAGAUGCCUCAUCACAAUAUCGGGAACACAUUCUCUAGCUGCUUUCCAUUACACCUGGGUCCUUAUUUGCACAGCGCUGUCCAGAACUCAGAAACUGAAUGAAUCCAUCCUAGCUGUAGGGACCUGGAAAAUCCAGGAAGUUGAAGCACCUAAUUCUGAUCCCUUGAAAGAAGCAAUUUAAAUGAUGGGUGAAGUGUGAAGCUUAUGAAAUGGAUGGUGUGGGAGGAAUGACUGUACUAGUUUGUAUCAAGUAAGGGCAUGGGCAGGCACUGCACUUCCCUGGCAACUCUGCCAAGACACCUCAAUUUUGACUACCAGCUCCCCUGGCUAUUCCAGUCCUGGGACUGUCCUGAGCAGACUCUCAGUUGUGGUGCGUUUGUGUUGUGGACUAAAAUCCAUUGUUUUAUCACUUUUUUUGUUUUUCUCCCACUUGCUUGGAUUUAAGUCUCUGCUUCUAAGGUGAAUGACUAGUGCACUAACCCACUGUAUGUUUGGCCUCCAGCAAAGGCCUUUCUAUAGAUCUGUCAUGUUUGAUACAGGCUAAGAGGCCUCUGUGCUACGUGACAGCUGUAACGUAAACCAUGUCUCUGCCUUUCUACUUCCAGACACAUGUUUCGUAUUGCUUAUUUUUCCUCCUCCGCUGCUGGAUAAGCCCCUAGUCAUAACCCUUUAGGAUUUUCACUGCAAGGAAAAUUUGGCCUGUUUUUUUCUCUCUCCUAUUUUUCUCCUUGUUUUUCUCUCUCCCACUUUUUUCCUUGUUUUUCUUUUCUUUUUCUUUCUUUUUUUUUGUUUGUUCUUUCUGUUUGGAAGCCAUCUGAACUGUAAUGUUUAAAAACAAAUGUAAACCACAGACCUUUCAAGGAACCGCUAAUGAGUCUCUGGAAUUCAAACUAGUUAGGAGAUGAGGAGGGCCCAGUAAUUACAGUACUAUUACACAAGCAGUUCUGCAGUUUUCUUUGCGUGACAGGCGAGUGGUACGAUGCACCAUCCUUUCCAAAUAAGCAGGAUCCAACGGGAAAUGGAAGGAGAGGCUGAAAGUACUUGAUCCUUCACAUUCCUCUAUCUGCGCUACAUGUGGGGAGAACUGGCUUUCUGUCUCUCUCUCUCUCUCUCUGCUUGUUUGUAAACAGCUGAACUUUGAGCUUCCUCUGGAGAACACACCAUUUGUCAGCUCAAUGCAAAGGGUUACGAAAUCUUCCAAACAGCAUUGAGAAAUAAUUGGCUUCAGAUGGAGAAAACAGAGGGGCUCAUGGGGUUACAUCUUUGGCAGUGAGAAAUGAUGUCGCCAUGCUGCCAUAGCAAAGUACUUUGGAGAUGUCACUCCCCCUUGUAACAAGUGCUGUGAUUACUGCAAGAACCCAGGAGCAGUGAAAAAGCAGCUGGAUUCCCUGGAGCUGAGCACCAACAACUGGAGCAGAACCUGCAUUGGACCCACAGGUUCCUCUCGGGAUGCCUAUGACCCAGAGCUAUACGAAGGAGGGAGGAGAGGCUCUGGAGGCUUUAGCAGGUAUGACGAAGGAAACCGUGGGAGCGGGGACGAAGCCAAUGAGGAAAAUCGGAAACGGGAGUGGUACAACUUCUACAAAAAGCAGAUGAAUCUGCGUAAAGGCAAAGAACCAGAAAAAGAUGACUUUGUCCCUCCAGAUGCAGGCUGCCCCCUGAAAGACCCCGCCAGCCAGAAAAUCUCCAAACUCACGGUCAAGGCCCGAGAACACUGCUUGAAGAUGUUGGUAGAAGCUCUGAGCAGCAACCAGAAGGCAGCCCCGACAGGACAUGGGUCAGACCCUCACGCCUGUGCCGUGGAGAUGGAGUAUGAGGCUUUCAGAACCAGUAAAAUGUCCAACUUGUACAAGGCAACUGUACUAAAGAAGGUAGCGGAGAUCAACAAAGCCUCGAAAGAAGGGGAGCUGUAUCCAGCAUGUGGGUCAGGAGCUGGUGGCGGCAGCAGCCCCAGGACGAAGUCUGAACCCUCAGCUGAAGAUGACUUUCUCCCUGCAUCCCAAAUCUAUUCGUUUAAACCCAAGCGGAUAGGAGCUGGGUUUCGAAAGAGUUCCAGCUUGUUCCAGACUGCUGCCGAACUGCUGAAGACAGAGGAGGAGAGUGAUGCGACGCCUGUGGAGAGGGAAGCGGAUAGUCCAAACUGGCAAGGUGACGGCGAAUGUGAUUCAGAAAAGGUCAGGGUCUCUGUCGUCAAGAGCAAAGAAAGGGUGACCAAAGCAGUACACGAAAGUGCUGUGGAAGCAAUACAGGCCCAUGACAAGAAGGGACAGCAACCCAGUCCAGAUGCAGAUGCCGCCCUGUCAGAUAGCCCUACCAAGAAGGUAAAGCUCACCAAGAAGCAACAGCUGCUAGCAGAAGCAGCCAGAAAAGAAUCCCAGAACAUUUCCAAAUUCUUCUCUCUCACCAAAGCCGGGCUUAAAACCUCAGGAUGUGUCUCGGCAGAGGAAGACGAUUGUCCUGUGAGUGAGCUCUCUCAGUCUCUUUCUCAAAGAGUAUGUCAAGAGAAAGAGGAACCUCAGGAAAAUGAAGGUGUCUCAGGAGGCGCUUCGGCUGAGCAACCCCAGAUGGAGGACCAUGAGUCAAGGAAGAUGGAGGAAGCACUGACUGAGAGAAGUCAGGACUUGAAGUCGAAACACGACCCUGGAUCUGAAGCCACACAAGCAGGAUUAGAUGGUCAGAUAAAACCAAGCUGUGACGAAGCUGGUAUAGAAAUCGAAACCACCUGCGCUGGGGAACGGCAAGGCAGGAAGAGGCCAGGAUCAGAUGAGGAUCUGGAGAGCCCUGCAUCGAAGAGGUUGCAGGCGACAGCGUCUUCCAUCCUGUCGCAACCAGAGGGCAAAGGCAUGGGCCCAGUGAAGAAGAAGGUGACUUUUGAUCCGAGUUUGUCACAGGUUGAUAAAGAAGGAACUACCAAGACCAUCCAGCCAGCGACCAAAGGCGUGUCCCUUAAAGAGACAGCAGAUAUUGUCGUCAAAUACUUGACCCCUUUCUACAAGGGUGGUAAAUUUGCUUCCAAGGAACUGUUCAAGGGAUUUGCCCGACACCUCUCCCACUUACUGACUGAGGAAAAGAAUCCCGUCCGCAAGGCUGUGAAAGAAGAAGCACAGAGACUCAUCAAGGAGUUUUUCAAAACCCGAGUCAGGUGUGAAAAUGAGACAGACUGGCAAGCGCUGCCCAGCUCGGAAAGAUGAUAUCGGUUCUCCAGCUAUGUCCAUUCCCUGCUGCAGUCGGUGGAAUUGAAGGCUCACGGAGACACGGGGGAGUUUUCCAUUCAUGUUACUGCUUGUUCUCCAUGGCAUCUGUGCCACGGGUGUGGCCUUGAGAACAUCUCUAGGGAGGUGAUCCCUGGGAAUUUGUCUCCGGAGCUCCUCUGGUGCCUAAGGGACGAUGAAGUCCUUCAACAGCCCUUGCUAAGAGGUCUGGUGUCUGCCAAUGCUGCAUAGCUCUGUGGCCUCUCUCAGCCGUGCUGCGAUGCAUCCCGCUGCUGCUGCCGGCUGAGAAUUGCAGACUCUGAUUCCAAGUUGGGUAUGAAUCCUGCUGCUCCCCACAAGUGUCUCUGAUCCUCCCCACCCACCCCUCCUUGCCCUCCUCCCUUGCCUUUUUAUUUAAAUGUUACCAAUAGAAGCCUUAUGCUGAAAACACAUUCAAAUGCCCACGCUUCGCUCAGGGUUUGUUGAUGGGAGCUGACGGUUAAGUUCCUAGAGGGGACAUUUAUUUUGAAAAAAUGUUUCGGUUUAGACGAUGGGACGUGCAGCGUCUCCUUUCCCAAAGCUGGGGACCCCCUGCAGGCUUUUUUUUUAAAACCACCUUGAAUUUUGGUUUUACUCGGGCCAGCUGUGUGUGCUGUUUAACCGGCGUGGGCAAUAGCGCCGUAGCCUGGACAGACUGGCAGCUCUCUCACACACACCCCCACCCUUGGUUGUGCAUUAUAAGGGGGCAACACCAAAGUUGAUGCACUUCCCUAGUAUUUGCUUAUAGCCCCUGGAAGCCAUAUCCCCUCACUGUGCCUAAACCAGGGACUUAGGACAGAGGAUGCUGCUGCUGGUACAGCCAAUUACCCACCCGCUGCUGUGGCACUUGUAGACCCAGUAGCUGUGGUGCAUCUGCUGCUAUAUUUAUGCGAGGGCCUGAACUGGUGGGAGUCGGUGAGUCGUAACAUGAACCUACUGUGCCCAGGAUUGUCUUUCACAUGUAGUUUUUGGGGGGCUCUGCCGUUGCUCUAUGCCUAGGGAAGAGAUUGGCCUGGCUGGCAUUAAUGCUGCUGGAUCAACCUGCAAUCUUAGAAGCCAGGAAUGGAACAGGCUUCUGAAUAGCUUGUGCUCGGGGAAACUGGGCUUUUAUAUGUUCCCGAAGGGUGCAUGGUAAACUGACAAUAAACUGAACGUCACCGUUG